AUGGUCGACCUGACCCCCCUAUCUCUCAUCGCCUCACGACUGCGCUGCCAUAUCCAUGAGAUUGGCCAUCGACGGGCUGCCGGCUCGCCAGCGAGCGCGCCAACCACCGAGCCAGGCUGGCCUCCGCCUCGACCGGACCGGACCGUCGGCCCGCGCUCCGACGACGUCGACGACGACCGCGACGAGCGCACCUCAACGACAUUCUGCUCGCUGCUGGCGGUGGGAGUUGCCGCUUCGGCUUCGGCCCGCUCUCCGACGAUCCAACUAGCUAGCCAGCCAGCCAGCUACGUCGCCCAUGUCGUUGCCGGCACGCUAUCGGUAUCACGAGCAAAGCACGCGGGCUUGCUUGUCCAGGCCUGGCCAGCCCCGGGCUCGAUAGCCGGUCAGCCACGACCUCUUUUCAAUUUUUCGAAGCCCUUGCCUGCCGGCUUCGCCGCCCAUUGCCGGCCGACGUGCUGCUUGCUUGCGCUUCGGAAGCGCGCCGGAGAGAUCCGCUUCUCCGAGCCUUGCCGCCCGUCCGUUUGCUUCCGCAUCCCCCUUCCCUCUCCCCGCCUCGGUGGCCGACGUCGAUGCACCCGCUCCAGCUCCAUCGCCGCUUCGUCCGUGCCGUAG
Molecule: messenger RNA, 612 nt
Organism: Pseudozyma flocculosa PF-1
Lineage: Eukaryota; Fungi; Basidiomycota; Ustilaginomycetes; Ustilaginales; Ustilaginaceae
Exons: 1
Coding region: 1-612 (203 amino acids)
Source: RefSeq, a predicted model, not a curated record